UCAGCCGUUUCGUCCCCGACUCCGCACUGCUGCUGCUGGUGGUGUGGGUUCGCUUCCCACUCACUCACACACCCACACACACUAUCCUCCUCCUCCUCGUCGCCGCGACGCCGCCUUUCUCUCCACCGCGAUUUCUAUAUAUAAAACGCCCCCAAAAAUACCUUGCCCCUCCCUCACUCCACCGGAUCUACACCGCCAACGCACAAAACACCCCAUCGGAUCUUGUGUGCUUGCGGCUGCCGGAGAUCGAUGGCGCGGUGGCCGAGGCCAGCGCUGCUGCUGCUGCUCGUCGCCGUGCUGCUCCUCUCCCACAUUGCGCUCUGCUCCUCCGCCGCGGCGUCGGGGAAGCCCAAGGGGAAGGGUGUCGGGGGGCGGAAGGCGCUGCUGGCUGAUGAUGGUGGGGAGGAGGAGGAGGUGGUGGUGGUGCCGCCGCCGGUGAAGAAGGCGAAGGGUGCCGCGGCUGCGGUGGGGAAGAUCAAGAAGAAGGUCGUCGGGGUGGACGGCAAGAACCAGACCAAGGUUGUGAAGGGCAAGAAAUCGGAGCCCGCUGGUGCGGUGAAGGCGACCAAGAAGUUGUCGGCGGCGGCGGCGGCGAAAGCUUCUGCGGAUGCGGCCGUUGUUAAGGCGAAGGUCCCGAAGACGGAUAAGGCGGCGACGGCGAAGUCCAAGGGAACCGACACCGCGAAGCCGGCGAAGGUGGCGAAGGCGGGGAGUGCCAAGGCGGUGAAGCCGGUGAAGCCGGUGAAGACGGCGAAAUCUGAGUCCGUUGUCGCCGCCAAGGCGAAGAAAGCGUCCAAUUCGACCGUGGAUGGUGGUGCCAAGCAGGCCAAAUCGAGCAAGAAGGCGGCGCAGGCGGUGGUUGAUGGGGAAGCGAGUGGUGGCAAGGUGAAUGCCACCGCGAGCAAUGAGGCGGCGGAGGUGGAAGAGGAUGUGGUGUUCGCGGAGGCGGCGGAGGGGACGGACGACCUCAUCUCCGAGUUCAAGGGCCUCCCGGCGCGGCUGCAGGAGACGCUCAUGCCGGACCUGGCGCGGCUGUCGCACUCCUCCAAGCUGUACCUGUCCGCGGCGAACGCCGGGAUCGCCGACGGCGUGCGGCCGAUCCUGGGGGGCCGGUGGGCGGCGGCCGCCGCGUCGGCGGCCUCCAUUGCGCUGCUGCUCCUGCCGCUGUUCAUGCUCACGGCGCUGGUGCGGCGCAUGGCCCCGUACCUGCCGCUCCUCCACCGCGCGCUGCUGCUCGCGCAGGCGUACCUCGCCAUCUACUUCGCCACGCUCGCGCUCGCCGCCGCCGCCACGGGGCUCGAGCCGCUCCGCUUCUUCCACGCCGCCUCGCCGGCGGCGUACGCCUGGACGCAGGCCGCGCAGUCGCUCGGCUUCAUGGGCUACCUCAUGCUCCAGAUGGUGGACCUCGUCGCCGUCUUCUCCGGCGCCGCCUCGCCGGAGGAGGACGGCAACGGGGACGCCACCAAGGCGCUCGGCCUGGCGCAGAUGGUCGUCGGCCUCGCCGUCGGCCUGCACUACUACGCCGCCGUGUUCCACCGCGCCGCGGCCGGCGAGGCCCCCCGCGCGAACUGGCGCGUGUACGCCGUGUACGCCGCUUGCUUCGUCGUCGUCUGCGCGUGCGCGCGCGCCGAGAGGAGGAAGAAAGCCUACCUCGCCGGCGGCACCGACGGCGGCGCCGAGGAGUGGAAGAAGAGCUGAGCAAAAUACACACAAACUUCAGGGUCUCAUCUGCAAAUUUCGCAAUUUGGUGGAAGCCGAAGGGCAUGGUUGUAAGAAGAUUUAGGAUUGGUGGAAACAAAUAUUCAGAAAAGGAAAACAAGAUGAAAAAAAAAAACUGCCAUUUUUCUUUUUUUUUUCUCCCUUGCACUAGCAUUAUUAUGUUUUCCUUUUUCAUAUUGAUUGGUUUUAGUACAGAGGGAUAAAUUGCCACAAUGGUGGCAAAAUAAGGGAUAAGUUAUUAUUAUUCACGAGAUAUUAUUACAUAAGGAUCAAGAAAUUGUGGUGCCCGGAGGAGAAAAAUCUCCCGAGGCAGCGUGCUAAUGUACUAGAAUUUUGUUGAAAAAUUGAGGUGUUCAAUUCUGAAGAAAAUGGUCUUCAGUUCACAUGCUGAUAUGCAUAA
Molecule: messenger RNA, 2119 nt
Organism: Oryza sativa Japonica Group (Japanese rice)
Lineage: Eukaryota; Viridiplantae; Streptophyta; Magnoliopsida; Poales; Poaceae
Source: RefSeq, a predicted model, not a curated record